Messenger RNA from Phyllotreta striolata, 3412 nucleotides. The record is from the annotation of a GenBank genome assembly. NCBI's taxonomy places the organism in Eukaryota, Metazoa, Arthropoda, Insecta, Coleoptera, Chrysomelidae.
UAAGGUAGAGUGGCAUUCUAGAGUAUCGUCCUGCGAGCUCCGUCGCGCCGUCGAAAAGGUUUCCCGUCAAUCGAACGGAGCGGUGUUUGGUUUAUUUUUGUAACAAUUUUUUUUUAAUCGCGGGGAAAAGUGCGGCCCCGUUUUUGCGCCCGUUUUGGAAGAGGAAGAGCUCUGAUGACCCGUCGUAAUCGGUACAAAUGUCGGCUGAAGAGGUUUCCGAAAUUGUUGUUUUACGGCGUUUGUUAGACGACAAGAAGGGCGUUUGCGAGUCCUCCAGAACGGACAGCGGCUUCAUAUCGGGCGAGAUAUCGGAGGAAAUCACCGAUUCGGGCGCCUCCUUCGACGAGCACCAGGUCCACGACCGUCCGGCCGCUAUUCCCGAAGAACGACCCGACGACGAGGAGAAGCCCCACGAACCGAUGAUACUCGACAGCGGCGUCUGCCUGAGCGACAGCUUCUCCAAGAUCGUCAUCAAAGAGAGGCGACCGCAGGGCCUCAACGAUCUGAACAGUCCCAGAACCAAAUCGCAGACGCCUGUUGAUUCCGUCAGGCCGAGCAAAAUCAAGCCGUCGGCCGAGGUGCCGUGGAAGGCCUAUUACGAACAAGAUGAGGAAGGCGAUACGCACUUGCACGUGGCCAUAUCGCACGGCUUCCUGGAGGUGGCGCUGGCCCUGAUCCGGGCCGUGCCGCACCCGCGCCUCCUCGACACCCCCAACGACGACGGCAAGACGGCCAUGCACCUGGCCGCCGAGUCGGGCCAGUGGCGCGUCGUCCGCUGGCUGCGGGUGGCGGGCGCGGCGCCGUGUCCGCGGGGCGGCCCGCGCGGCGACUCGCCGCUGCACGCCGCCGCCGAGGCGGACGACGCUCGGACGAUUUGGGCGCUGGCCGAGCCGGUGCUCGCGCAGGAGAAGGAGCAGCUCGGGCUGAGCUACCAGGGACAGGUGUACCGAUCGUGCGAUUUGGACCAGUGGAAUUUAUUAGGUCAAAGUUGCGUGCACGUCGCCGCGGCGCUCGGUAACCUCGACGCCCUGAAGCAGCUGGUCCGGUACGGCGCCAACGUCAACGCCAAGGAGGGCUGCACCGGGUACACGGCGCUGCACUUGGCGGUGCGCGCCGCCAGCGAGGAGACGGUGCGCUUCCUGGUCGACUGCGAGCACGUCGACGUCGACCGGCUCUCCUACGGCGGCAAGGACGCCCUGGAGGUCAACCGAUCGGCGUCGAUGGAGAUAAGGAGGGCCCUGAAGGGCCGGGGCCUGCCGUCGCCGUGCACCAGCGACGACGAGUUCGACUCCGAUUCCGGCGACGAGAUGAAUUUCGAUACGACGCACGUGUUUUCCGCGCAAAUGGUGAACGCGUCCGCCUAAGAUGCAAAUCGAGCAUCCACCCCGCGUAGACGAGAACGAAUUAAAUGCGGCUCGAAGUACGAUGUGAAGAGGAAAAAGAAUCGGCCAAAAACGAGCGCUGUGAUGAUUUGAUUAGAGCAUUGCAAGUCUUCAUGGAGAAAUUUGUUUCGUUCUACCCGAUAUGCAUAAGUUUAUGUUAGAUUUUUAUUUUGAGAACGAAGGCAGAUUUUUGUUUGUUUGUUAAAUUUCGCUACUUAAGAUGGAAAUGCGAACGAGACUGUACAGACUUUUUAGUUUAUUUUUUUUGUUGAAUUAAUUUUACGAACUUCCAUCUUUUGUAGGUGGAAUUUUUUAUUUCGUGAAUUUUAUCACGAGCCCCUAAAGGAACGUCGACACCGGGAUUUUCUGCUAAUUUUGUACCUUCUACUUGUAACCAAGUUAUAGGAUUUGAGGUGUCGAAAUUUCUUUUUAAUAUGUAGUAGAAUUAAAAAAUUUACAAGACUAAUGAACAGAGUGAAUGUAUGUGUUCCGUCUUUAAAUUAAAUAUAUAACUGUAAAUAAUAAUGUAAUUAUUUUUCACCAGCUAAAACUUUGUCAGAUAUUUAUUUUCGAUGUCUUAUGUUAAAUAUAUACGUAUUUUGUAAAUAGUAACAUUUAGUUUUCAAUUAAUUCUUCCAUUCAAUAAAAUAAUUUAUUUUGAUUUAGGUAGUUUGAAACAUGUCCAAACUUCACAUUGACUGUUUUGGUUAAACAAAGUUCAAUACGUGCGUUUAAGUACAAAAUUACCUUGUCCAUUUUGACCUUAUAAUUUACAUGCGAAUGGAAAAUUAGAUCAAAAUUAUGCUGUAUGGUAACUGCUAGUAAACAAUAUUUAUUUCUAUUAAGUUACAGAGAAAAAAAAGAGGCUAGUUUAAUGUAUAAGAUAAUUGUUUGCCUCCAAACCUACAAAUAUUUACAUAUUUUUUUUAUUUGUUAUUUCCAUUAAAACGAUUUACACACUAUGAACAAACGUCGAACGUUAAAAUUUUACUUUAACAUAAAGUAUAAAUUAUACAGAGUAGUACAUAAAUAAGUUUUGUAAAUUAGAAGAAUGUGUUGUUGAUCGUGCAAGUUUAAAAUAUAUAGCGUUUCCCGAUAUUUACAAUAAUCACUUACAUCAUACCCUGCAUAACAAAAUAAAACUCUUCAACGUAAAUCGUCCCUUUAUGUAGGCGAAAUAAAUAUUUAAAUAAUCGCAAGGAUAUAAAAAUAUAUCUAAGACUUUCUCUACUGGUAUGGCUACAAUUAAAAAGUAUUUAUAUAUUUAUAAAGCUACAAAUAUACAUUAUACAAAACAAACUAACGUAAGAUAAUAAUUUUCGAAGACAAUUAAUAAAUUUGACGUUUGAAUUAAAAUAAAAUUAAUGUAUUCAACUUAAAUUAAUUGGUUUUCUAUAAUAUGAAUAUUAUAAAUUUUUAAUCAACAACGAUAAUUCUAAAAAUUCCUUGUAGAAUCCUUAUAGUGCUCCCAAAGUCAAUCGAAUAUGGUUCGAAAAUAAGAAAUCGACUCGACACACCAACGCUCUUAACAAAAUUUUUAUCAGCCUAUUUAAUACUGAGCGUACCACACGUUUCUAUUACCUUACCAGGAGGAGAUCGGUCACAUCCAACCGUACCAUAUUUAACCAACUUCGGACAAAAAAAAAAUGAUAAUUAUACACAAGCAUCGCGCCAAAUCGACAACGCCCAACGGUCCCGUUCGACGCCUAACAUCAAAUGUGCACGGGCACGUGCAACAGCAACUGCGCCCUAUCCGAAAACAUCUCGCUGCACAUCUCGCAUUUGAACACCGCCUGCGCCGCAGCGUUCGCGUGCUGCAUCGAUAUCUCGGCCAGUUCGCGCAACGACGACGCCUCCUCCAACGCCUCCUGCUUCACCGCGGCCGCCUCCGUCGACGGCAACUCGUUCUCCGACUCCGACUUCUUGUUCCGCGAUUUCUUCGACACGAUCAUCCCGCCUUUGACCAAUCUCACCUAAAAAAUUCCACAGGUUUUAAGACGCCUCGAUACACGGAAGAAUCUUGCGAUCGC